AUGAAGUUAGUCUUAAUCACCCUUCUGGUCCUCCUAAUCCCAUUCUCCUCCGCCUACAAAGACGAUGAACCAAGCUGCGAGGAGAACGGCGAAACCUACCGGAACGGUGAGACCUGGACCGCUCAAAGUGGGUUCGUAAGGCGAUGCGUGGUCAAUGCCUACGGCUGGGAGACGCAAAUCCUGGCUUGUGUGGAAAAACAGUCGAAACGCAAGAUUCGUGUUGGUUCGAGUAUGAAGGUCGGUAAAUUCCGAAUUUAUUGUGAUAAGACGCCCGGCGGUGGAGCCAUGAUGCGGCCUGAAGUCAUUCGUGACAGCCGAAACUACGAUUAA
Molecule: messenger RNA, 330 nt
Organism: Bursaphelenchus okinawaensis
Lineage: Eukaryota; Metazoa; Nematoda; Chromadorea; Rhabditida; Aphelenchoididae
Source: the annotation of a GenBank genome assembly